Molecule: messenger RNA, 1089 nt
Organism: Opisthocomus hoazin
Lineage: Eukaryota; Metazoa; Chordata; Aves; Opisthocomiformes; Opisthocomidae
Source: RefSeq, a predicted model, not a curated record
AUGCCCUUUUCUGGUGUGGCCGGACCCUCUGAGGAAUCGCUCUGGAGCUCGAGGCCAGCCUGCAGGGAAAUGGAGUCGAAGGUCUCCGAAGGCGGCCUGAACGUCACCCUCACCAUCCGGCUGCUGAUGCAUGGCAAGGAAGUUGGAAGCAUCAUUGGAAAGAAGGGAGAGACUGUGAAGAAGAUGCGUGAGGAGAGCGGUGCAAGGAUCAACAUCUCGGAGGGAAACUGCCCUGAGCGAAUCGUGACCAUCACUGGCCCCACUGAUGCCAUCUUCAAGGCUUUCGCCAUGAUCGCCUACAAAUUUGAGGAGGACAUAACCAACUCAAUGAGCAACAGCACUGCUACCAGCAAACCUCCGGUGACACUGAGACUGGUGGUGCCAGCUAGCCAGUGCGGCUCGCUGAUCGGCAAAGGAGGCUCCAAGAUCAAGGAGAUCAGGGAGUCAACAGGUGCUCAGGUUCAAGUGGCGGGGGACAUGCUGCCCAACUCCACGGAGCGGGCGGUGACAAUCUCGGGGACACCCGACGCGAUUAUCCAGUGUGUCAAACAGAUCUGUGUGGUGAUGCUGGAGUCCCCACCAAAAGGUGCCACCAUUCCCUACCGCCCAAAGCCCGCCUCCACCCCUGUCAUUUUUGCAGGUGGUCAGGCCUAUACAAUUCAGGGACAAUACGCUAUUCCACACCCGGAUCAGUUGACCAAGCUCCACCAGUUGGCUAUGCAGCAAACCCCCUUUACUCCCCUUGGACAGACCACCCCCGCUUUCCCUGGAGAAAAGCUGCCCUUACAUUCCUCCGAAGAAGCUCAAAAUCUGAUGGGCCAAUCAUCAGGUUUGGAUGCCAGUCCCCCGGCCAGUACUCAUGAACUCACCAUUCCCAAUGAUCUAAUAGGCUGCAUAAUCGGACGCCAAGGGACCAAAAUCAAUGAAAUUCGGCAGAUGUCGGGAGCGCAGAUCAAAAUCGCCAACGCCACGGAAGGGUCAUCGGAGCGCCAAAUUACCAUCACAGGAACCCCUGCAAACAUCAGCCUCGCUCAGUACCUCAUCAACGCCAGGCUGACGUCUGAGGUCACUGGAAUGGGCGCACUCUAA